Messenger RNA from Aspergillus heteromorphus CBS 117.55, 1662 nucleotides. Its product is annotated as putative MFS drug efflux transporter. Gene Ontology annotation, molecular function: transmembrane transporter activity. The coding region runs from base 1 to 1662 and encodes 553 amino acids. The record is from RefSeq and is a predicted model, not a curated record. Gene Ontology annotation, biological process: transmembrane transport. The transcript has a single exon. Lineage: Eukaryota; Fungi; Ascomycota; Eurotiomycetes; Eurotiales; Aspergillaceae.
AUGACUGCCUCUACAGACCCUGAUCACUACCAGCCUUCCGCAGAAAAGGGCGAUACCACCCCCGUUAUUGACGUGGAGCAUAAAUCAGAUACCACACCAGCUGAGAAGGAUACACCUCGUGAGAUUUCAGGCUGGAAGUGGGCAGUGAUUAUCGGCGCCAUCUACAGCUCCCAAUUCCUCUUUGCCCUGGACAACACCAUUGUGGCCAACAUCCAGCCCACGAUCGUGGAAGACUUCGAUGCCAUUGCCAAAUUGUCCUGGAUCAGUGUUGCUUUCCUGAUCGGAGCCGCUUCGACCAACCUGGUCUGGGGCAAAAUCUUCGCACAGUUCAAUGCCAAAUGGACCUACAUCCUCUGCAUCUGCAUAUUCGAGAUUGGAUCCGCCGUGUGCGGCGCCGCGCCGAACAUCAAUGCCUUCAUCAUCGCCCGCGCCAUCUGUGGCUUCUCGGGGGCUGGAAUGUACGUCGGGCUGAUGACCAUGAUCGCCGUCACCACCACCCUACCAGAGCGCCCGAUGUAUAUCGGCGGCGCAGGAUUCACCUGGGGAAUCGGCACCGUCCUAGGUCCCAUCAUCGGCGGAGCCUUCACGGACUCCUCCGCCGGCUGGCGCUGGUCAUUCUAUAUCAACCUCUGCAUCGGUGCCGUCUGCGCCCCAGUCUACUUCUUCAUGCUCCCUAACAAGGACCCCCGCCCCGGUGUCAGUUUCCUCGACCGUGCCCGCGAGCUCGACUACAUCGGAGGCAUUCUAACGAUCGGAGCCUUCGUAUCAGGCGUCAUGGCCAUCUCCUUCGGCGGCGCAACCUACGCUUGGAACUCAGGGCAGAUCAUCGGCCUCUUCUGCUGCUCCGGGGUCCUCUUCAUCCUUCUGGGCAUUCAGCAAGCCCUCCCCAUUCUUACAACCGUCCCCCGUCGCCUCUUCCCGGUGGAAUUCUUCAAAAGCCGCACCAUCCUAAUCCUCUUCGCCAUGACCGCAGCCGGCGGCGCCUCCAUCUUCCUGCCCGUCUACAUGACCCCGAUCUUCUUCCAAUAUACCCGCGGCGACUCCGCCCUCGAAUCCGGUGUCAAACUCCUCCCAUUCAUCGCAGUAAUGAUCGUAGCCGUCAUCGGAAACGGCGCCAUUCUCUCCUCCCACGGAAUGUACAUGCCGUGGUACCUAGCCGGGGGGAUCCUGGUUCUGAUCGGCGGCGCGCUGAUGUUUACCGUCGACACCACCACCUCUGUCGCCCAUAUCUACGGCUACACCAUCCUCAUCGGCUUCGGGGUGGGGAUCUUCUCGCAGGCUUCCUUCUCUGUCGCCCAGGCUGUCGUGGCCCCUCACAUGGCUGCCUCUGCCGUCGGGUUUAUCUCCUGUGCCCAGAUCUCUGGAUCCACUAUUGCCCUUUCCAUCGCUAACUGCCUCUUCCUUAACCAGAGUAUUGAGGGGAUCCAUCAGAUCCUACCCGAUAUUCCUACUUCAGAGAUCGAGCAGACUGUUUCAGGAACCGGGUCGGCGCUCUUUGAUAGCCUCACUGGGACGGCCCGCGAUGAGGUGCUGGAGGCUCUCGUGGAGGCGAUCAAUAACUCUUACAUUUUGGUUAUGACCGCAGGGGCACUGGUCACUGUGUUGAGUCUUUUGAUGAAGCGGGAGAGGCUGUUCAUUUCUGGUGCGGCUGUCGGUGCUUAA